CACGGCCCAGGCCCACGCCGUUCACUGUGCACAUAUCGCCGUCGCCCCCUCAGCCUGAGUCCCCUCCCUCUUGCCGUCGCCACCUCAGAAACACAGACCCGCUCUCUCGCCGUUGCACCUCCCCUCACGGCCUCACCUCUCGAGCCGUUCCCGUCGCGCACACAGCCCCUCGGCCCCUCUCUCAACGCUGCGCUGCCCUCUCUGUCUCUCACCGUCUCACGCAGCCGGCAGCCCCUCUCUCACGUCUCUCUGUCUUCGACGACUUGCCUCGGUAAACAACUCCUGGAAAAGGCAUCUCAUGGAGUAUUCUCGUGCACGUGGUUUUUUGUUCUGUGACUUUUGUGGGACAAUGCUUUCUUUGAAAUCAACUAAGUAUGCUGAAUGUCCCCUGUGUAAGUUUAAGCGCAGUGCGAAAGAAAUUUCUGAAAGGGAGAUAUCUUAUGUAGUCACAGCUGAGGAUAUCAGAAGGGAGCUGGGAAUCUCACUGAUUCGAGACCAAGAAGUGCAAUUAUCAAAGGUGAAAAAGAAAUGUGAAAAAUGCGAUAAUGAGGAGGCUGAGUAUUGGACCAUGCAGAUGAGAUCAGCGGAUGAAGGGCAGACUACAUUUUAUCGAUGCACCAAAUGUGGCCAUAAGUUUUCAGAGAAUUAAGUUUGUAUCGAAUAUGUAAAACCGCAUUCCCGGCCUGCCUUUUUUGUUUUCUCGGGCAUCGCUGAAAUGUCGGUUGGCAUUAGAUUCGAUCGUGGUUCACCUGCUGUUAUUCGAAUUGUAUGGGCUUCACUGGGGAUGGUGCUUCUUGUGUUGCCCCCAGAGAAAGCCUCAGACCACAUUAAUUAUAUUCCCAGUAAUUUCUAACA
Molecule: messenger RNA, 855 nt
Organism: Juglans microcarpa x Juglans regia
Lineage: Eukaryota; Viridiplantae; Streptophyta; Magnoliopsida; Fagales; Juglandaceae
Product: DNA-directed RNA polymerase I subunit RPA12-like
Exons: 6
Coding region: 299-649 (116 amino acids)
Biological process (GO): termination of RNA polymerase I transcription; DNA-templated transcription
Cellular component (GO): RNA polymerase I complex
Molecular function (GO): zinc ion binding; DNA-directed RNA polymerase activity; nucleic acid binding
Source: RefSeq, a predicted model, not a curated record